Messenger RNA from Lagenorhynchus albirostris (white-beaked dolphin), 2354 nucleotides. It is a transcript of the gene SNAPC5, whose product is annotated as small nuclear RNA activating complex polypeptide 5. The transcript has 4 exons. The record is from RefSeq and is a predicted model, not a curated record. Gene Ontology annotation, biological process: transcription by RNA polymerase II; transcription initiation at RNA polymerase III promoter. Gene Ontology annotation, cellular component: nucleus. Bases 290 to 589 code for a protein of 99 amino acids. NCBI's taxonomy places the organism in Eukaryota, Metazoa, Chordata, Mammalia, Artiodactyla, Delphinidae.
CCUGACACAUGCCAUCUGACCAUUUUUAUCUCUAGGUCCUUUACAGCUCCAACGCAUUUUGCCUUAGGAAUCAUCAUUGGAGUCUAGGUUUUUGGUUUAAAACCCCCACUUCAUCCGUGGGCCGAGCUCGUCCGCGGAGGAGCGGCCACCCCAGCCGCCAGCAGGAAGCGGCCGCCACGCCCCAAAGUGCCGCCAGCCCCGCCCGACCCGCUCUUCCGUUUCCGGUAGCGCGGCGCGGAGGUGGCGUCAUCUGCGAGUGGCCGGCCGGCCGCCAGCGCGAAGACGCGCGAUGUUGAGCCGGCUUCAGGAGCUGCGCAAGGAGGAGGAGACGCUGCUCCGGUUGAAAGCGGCCCUGCACGACCAGCUGAACCGGCUCAAGGUUGAAGAAUUGGCCCUCCAGUCAAUGAUUAGUUCUGGGAGAGAAGAUGAGAUGCUGUCUUCUCAACCUGCGCCUGAACAGUCACAUGAUCAGAUGUUGGUGCAUGUAGACAAUGAAGCAUCAAUCAACCAGACCGCACUGGAGUUGAGCACAAGGAGCCAUGUGCCAGAAGAGGAGGAGGAGGAGGAGGAGGAAGAAUCAGAUUCCUGAAGGGGAGAAGAGCCAGGGUAAAAUGCACAUCUGAACAGAGACAGGCAUGGGAAGUAGGCCCAGAAGCAACAUGGCAUGCUGCUGGGCAGGGGACUCGGCUCUUCCCCAAUGCUUAGAUGCCAGCCACGUGGGUGGGUGUGCUGGGCUGGUUAAGGCCGAUGGUGGAGCAGAGCCAACCUGCAAAAUCCACUUCCUCAGCAUCAGAUCUCUUGAUAAAAGCAUGAACCUGUGUGUGAGGAAAUGGACAGAAAGUGUAUUUAAAAACCAAGGAGGAAAAUUCAAGAAUCCUGGGUCUGGAGGUUGUGCUACAUUUGGAAGGUGCUCUGGGAGCCUGCCCUUGGCCAGUUGCAGGCCCAACCCCCUGGCUCUGCUGGUCUUACCCCUUCCCCAAGCCCGCUCUCUCUCAAAUGGAGACAGCAGCUCUGCCUGCAGUGCCUCGCAGCGUUGUUAAAGGAGCAAAGGAACUGAUGAACUUGAAAGCGCAUGUUAACGCUGACCAGGCUCUACAUGGCAUGUGAGUUCAGACAUUCAGUAUCCCACUCCUCCUCCUACCACCACCACCACCAUGUAGGAGACAAAGUUACUUGGUGAGGGUACCGAAUCUAAGAUAGUACUACAAAAAGGCCCUGUCCCCUUGCAGGGGUGGGCUGGCCCUUUUCCCUGGACUCCCUCUGGCUGCAGGGUCAUCCCGGCUUUUCCAUUAAACUGAUAGGAGGACAGGGGAGAUAUGUUGGGUAUCCUGCAGGCCCCUGAUCAGCUGGACUACAGUGGUCAAGGCAGAGCAGGGUAUGGGCUCUGGAAAUACUGGAUAGAUGACUGACAGAGGAGAACAAAUGAGUAAGCAGGUGGCAGUGUAAGAAUCUGAAAUAAAUGACUUACCAUGAGUUGCUUCAAAUCUGCUCUCUCUGCAGGGUUUUUUAUUAAGCUUAAAGGAAGAAAGAGUGUGAGAGCUCUUGCUUGGCACUGGUUCUAAUUCUACUUACAUGUGCAUGCAUGCCCGUCCUCCCCACACCCCAUAGGCUCUGAGGAAGAGUGCCUAAGCCUUACCCACCUUCCUGUUCUUAGCAGAGUGUCACACCCACAGCAGGUUAAUAAACGCUUGUUGAAUUAAACUAAGGCCAAAAGGCAAUAUGCCAGUCCCUUUACAAUAAGUGCUGAGCGCAGCAGCUGUUUUGCCCACUGCUAGAGUCAGAUAGGUCACCGACGUCCUAGCACUCUGGAUGAAGGGCAGCAGCUAAAGGGUAAAAGGCAAAGCUGUGCUCUCCAAGAUGGAUGCGGAGCCUGACAAAACCAAAGUACUUUCAGAGAACAGGAGGUGACUUACCAUUUAUUCACAAAGUCUUGAAAUUCCAGACUGAAUACUCCACUGGGCAAUUUUGGAGGAGGCUGCAAGUACAUGUGAAGACAUAAGAAAUGCCCAGUGUCCUGCUCCACCAUCUCUCCCUUCCCCACUCCCACCUCUGGGCGGUGCUGCCCUUAUCCAGUCAAGGAAAGGCACGGGUGAGAGGCCAAUGGCUGCUACCGGGUUACCCUGUUGGAACCAUCAAUCUCAAACCAGUCGGAACUGGGGCCAGGUCAGUGUUCUGAGCACUCACUUGUCUAGUGACUGAAUAAAUCACUGUUCCUCUCUGAGCCUCAGAUGACCCUUCUGUGAAACGAGGAGGUUGGGCUUAACAAUCCCUGGGGCUCUUUUUAGCUCGGAGGCUCUACCACUGUACAUCUUGGAGUGUGGCAGGGAAACAGAACCAUCAAUUACCAGGAACAG